Molecule: messenger RNA, 939 nt
Organism: Saccostrea cuccullata (small rock oyster)
Lineage: Eukaryota; Metazoa; Mollusca; Bivalvia; Ostreida; Ostreidae
Product: transient receptor potential cation channel subfamily M member 5-like
Exons: 6
Coding region: 1-939 (312 amino acids)
Biological process (GO): calcium ion transmembrane transport
Cellular component (GO): plasma membrane
Molecular function (GO): ligand-gated calcium channel activity
Source: RefSeq, a predicted model, not a curated record
AUGGAAGGACAUGAACGGAAGAAUACUACUAUCCUAGAUGCUUUCAUGGAGUUCUACUACAGGGUCCCCCGCCCAAACAUGAUUUUUUCCGUCAUUGGGGAUUCUGACAACUUAAUUCCGAAACAAUGGCCGAAAUCACGAUUUCAGCAAUGUUUGACCUAUGCUGCCAAGGCUGCAGGGGAUUGCUGGAUAUUGAGUAAGGGAGAGCCCCUAACAGUCUCUAAAAUAGUCCGAGAGAUGGUGGAAGAGUACAUUUAUCUAGAAAAACCGGUCCGUAAAGACCUCCGACUGAUAUCAAUCCCUUCUAAACCUGUCAUGGGCAUGGGCCUCUUAUUUGAUUUGCCAGAAGUCCUAGAAAAUGAUAAAAACCAGAACAAAAAGAAAAAGACCUCACCAUUAGAGACAGGUUGGGAUGACAGUUUUUAUGUUGACUUGCCUAUCCCUUCUGACGGUGAAGACUACCUGGAGUUUAGGUUCGAGCUGGAAAGGACUCUGGAGAGACCUGCAGAUCACGAAAGGAAUGCCUUAGUAUUAAUUCUGGUGGAAGGCGAUUUGUCGGCUGUGGACCACGUCAAGCUAGCCAUUGAGGAUGGAAUACCUGUUGUGUUUAUAAAAGGAACAGGCGGGCUGGCGGAUCUCUUGUCUAUCACUAUGGAAAUGUUGAAUGAUAAAAAGACUUUGGAACUGAGAACAGUGCUUCCAACCUUGUUCGGAAUUGAACUGGAGAAUUCAGAGAUUGAGGAACUUGACCGAAGCUUGAGAACUAUCUUUAAAAAAUCAUAUUUACUUGAUGCCUUUGAUGUCUUCGUAAAGAACGAGGAACAGUUUGCGGCUUCUGUUGGGGAGUUGGUACAGAAAUCCUGGUUCUUAGAAAACACGGGUCUUUCUGAGGAUAAACACGUCAAAGGGAACAGUGAGAGAUCACACUUAUUUAAAUGA